UUUUAUUUUGUCCCCCCCACAGUCCAGUUACUUUUUCUCUCAACAGCAACCCCGCAGGGACAUAUCAUCUCCAACACCAACACAUGAGACAGUCUGUUACACUACAAUUCAUAGAAAGAAAUGUAAUAAAAGACACGACUGUACAUACUCAUCAACACAACCACGUGACCAGCGACGAGGAAGUCCAUUCGGAGGGGAAGGAUCCCCGAAGCUCGUUCUUCUGCCAGGUCGCGAGGCUUCAACAUGGCUCACGCGGGGGCUCUGCUGGGUCUGAGCCUGCUGCUGGUGCUUCCGGUAGCCGCUCACUUAACUACCGAAGGACCGCAGCAGUGGCCCGUUCCCUACAGACGGUUCGACCGUCGCCCUGCUGUGGACUCUUACUGUGAAGCUGUCUACCCGUUCUGUCCCACCGGAGACCGGGACGGACGGGUUCCCGACAUGAGAGACAGUGACGUCAUCUCCGUCUACCGACUGCAAACUCCGGUGUGGGAGUUCAAGUAUGGAGAUGUGAUGGGGAAAGUUCACAUCAUGCACGAUGCCGUUGGGUUCAGCAGUUUGGAUUCAGGGGCCAACUACACCAUGGAGUGGUACGAGCUGUUCCAGCUGGGCAACGCACCUUCCCCGCAUGUCAGGCCCGAGGUGUACGCACCGUUGUGGUGCAACCAGGGAGCCGCCUGCUUCUUUGAGGGGAUCGAUGACCUACUGUCACAAAACGGCACCUUGGAGAAAAUCGGAGAAACUCACAGGGAGCCAGUUCAAUGACGUGGCCCGUGGGUCCAGGACGACAACAACACCGUCUACUACGAGACGUGGACCGUUCGCUCCGGGACCGGCCCCAACGCCACGGUGUGGUUCGAGUCUUACGACUGCUUCCAGUUUUGUCCACUCGCACGUACAGGAAGACUGACUGAGCUGGGAUCCAAACUAGCCAGGCAGAUCCCAGACCAACUACACAAGAUCUACCUGUACAGCGGAGAGCCCGCCUACCUCGGCAACGACAGCGCAAUAUUUGGGCAGCCCGCUCUGAAGAAUCUGGCCGUGGACAUCCGGAAGUUCUACCACACAUUCAGGCCGCACCAGUCGUUGGCCGACUUCGCCAUCAGUCUGUUGGAGGCGUAUGAAAAGGUCGUGAUAGAGAAGAGCUUCUACCUCUACUACAACUUUGAGUACUGGUAUCUGCCAAUGAAGCCUCCCUAUGUGCAGAUUACCUAUGAAGAGGUGCCUUUGCCAUAACACUUUAUUUUCAUUAACAGUCAACCUGUUUUUAAUUGUUUCUAUUAGUUGAGUGAGUCUCCAAAAGCCAAAUAUGUUAACAAGAUAGAGAAAAACAGCAAAGAAAUGUUCACGUUGAAGAUUUUGAAAAGUUGUUGGUGAUCAAAGUACCUUGAGGCAUUCCUCAUAACUUUUACAAAGCUAUUUAUUCGAUAUCUUGAAUUGUUGACUUAAAUUCAGCUUGCAGUCUUCUUCUUGCCCGCAUUUUGAGUGCUCAGAAAAACAUGGACAUUUGAAUAUCUAGAAUUCCAUGACAAUUGGGCAAACUGAAGAUUAUUUGAUAUGAUCAAAAGUUCAGAACGGCUACUAAAUAGUACUUGUGGUGAGAUUAUUAUUUUUGAUUUAGUCUUUUCUGAAGAGUGUGGAGUCUAAAUCAAUCAAAUGUCUCAGAGUAGGAAAUAUGUACAAUGUCAUUCUUUCUACGUAUGAGAUGGGCUAAGAGGUGCACUGCACCAGGCCAUCAUUCAGAUUGGUACAGGUCUACUAUAGUUUGUGUACUUCUUUUUCUCUUUUCAUCUUUUUUUUUCUCCAAUAAUUGCCCCAUUUCAUGGAGUCUACUUGUGCAUUUAAUUGAACUAAUUACAACGACUGCAGUGUUUUGGAAAAUAAUAAAAACAGACGCAACAAAGAGUA
Molecule: messenger RNA, 1905 nt
Organism: Cyclopterus lumpus (lumpfish)
Lineage: Eukaryota; Metazoa; Chordata; Actinopteri; Perciformes; Cyclopteridae
Gene: cln5
Product: CLN5 intracellular trafficking protein
Biological process (GO): lysosome organization
Cellular component (GO): lysosomal membrane; lysosome
Molecular function (GO): hydrolase activity, acting on glycosyl bonds
Source: RefSeq, a predicted model, not a curated record